Messenger RNA from Capsicum annuum, 876 nucleotides. RefSeq lists its product as uncharacterized. The record is from RefSeq and is a predicted model, not a curated record. The transcript is spliced from 3 exons. NCBI's taxonomy places the organism in Eukaryota, Viridiplantae, Streptophyta, Magnoliopsida, Solanales, Solanaceae. Gene Ontology annotation, molecular function: zinc ion binding. The coding region runs from base 1 to 876 and encodes 291 amino acids.
AUGAUCCAUGGUUUCAAGCAUUGUAGGCCAGUUGUUAUGGUAGACGGUGCUCAUUUGAGUGGACCGUACCAAGGGACUUUUCUUUGUGCUAGCACUCUUGAUGGUGCAGGUAUGGCUAAUCAUGUUAUUACUUUUCUUUGUGCUAGCACUCUUGAUGGUGCAGGAUAUGAGAAGUGGUUAAGAGUUCAUGCUUCUAUAAAUAGAGGCCGGAUGAUGACAUCUAACAUUGCAGAAUGUAUAAAUGGUUGUAUAGUGGAGGCACGUAAAUUGCCGAUUUUAGAUUUUUUGGAAGAAGUCAGAAAAUUAUUUGAAGCAUGGAACUGUAAAAAUAGAGAAAUUGCUUCAAAUACAGAAACAACUUUAGGGAGAAGGUUUGAUGAAAUCCUCACAUCUAAUGGAGUUAAAGUAUCUAGAAUGAUGGUCAAGCCUACAUCAGAGUAUCAUUAUUCAUUUUAUAAAUCUAGAAUAAUAUACGUUGUGGACUUGGAUGUUAACCAGUGCAACUGUUGUAGAUUUCAGAUUGAUGAAAUUCCAUGUCCACACGCUAUUGCAGUAUUGAAGAGUAAACAUAUUACAAAGUUUCGUCCGUGGUGUUUUGAUUACUAUAAGCCUGCGACAUUAGUGAAGACAUAUGAAGUUCCAAUAGUACCUAUGCUAGAUAAGAAGGAUUGGCAUCUGCCUAAAUGUGUCGAAGAAGAAGAAGUCAUACCAUCCAAAUACAAAAGACCACUUGGUAGGCUGAAAAAGAGUAGGUGUAAGAAAACAAGUGAAAACUAUCAUCCCGUACAAACUAUUGUGGUAAAUGUGGUCGAGAAGGUCAUAAUAGACGUACUUGCAACUUCUUUCCAAAGGAGAAUUGAUGUUUUGGUUACCUGA